AUGAGUUUGUUGGAAACCAAACCCGGAGAUCUGUUCAGUGACUCCGAACGCAAGUCAGUGUAUGAAGAAACCGGCGGAAAACUCACCACCGACCAAGCUAGGUUCCAUUUUGACUUUGAUAAAGAACUUGCGGAGUGUGAGGAACUCGCGAGAGAUGCCAAACAAAACAGAAGUUUCAAAGAAAAGCUUCUUCUGUUGGAAUAUGAGCUCAACUUCAAGAACAAAUCGCACAUGGUUUGGCUUCUUGGAGGAUUUGCAGCCGCCGCAGGAUUACUUUCCGGUCUUGACCAGUCGAUUAUUUCCGGUGCUUCUAUUGGAAUGAGACAAGAAUCCGGUCUUGGUUUGAGCUCGGAUCAGGAAUCGUGGGUUUCCAGUUUAAUGCCUUUGGGUGCCAUGGCUGGUAGUAUUUUGAUGACUCCAUUGAACGAGUAUUUUGGCAGAAAAAUGUCGAUUAUAAUUUCUUGUCUCUGGUAUACUCUUGGAGCCGGUUUAUGUGCUGGAGCCCGAAACUAUCAUAUGAUGUACGCUGGUCGUUUCAUCCUUGGUAUUGGUAUUGGAAUCGAAGGAGGAUGUGUGGGUAUCUAUAUUUCGGAAUCUGUGCCUCCCACGGUGAGAGGAAACAUUGUUUCGAUGUACCAGUUCAAUAUUGCACUUGGUGAGGUACUUGGUUAUGCUGUGGCUGCGAUGUUUUAUCUGGUUCAUGGUGGCUGGAGAUUUAUGGUCGGGUCCUCGUUGGUUUUCUCGACGAUUUUGAUGGUGGGAAUGUUCUUUUUACCGGAAUCGCCUCGGUAUCUCGUUCAUAAAAACCGAAUUGGUGAAGCUUAUAGUGUAUGGAAGCGGCUUCGGGACAUUGACGACGACAAAAACAAGUUGGAAUUUCUCGAAAUGAAGCAGGCAGCACUCCAGGAACAAGAGGCUCGUGCUACCGAGUCCCGAAUGGAAUUGUGGAGCGAUUUGUUCCGGAUUCCCAGAAAUAGAAGAGCACUCGUGUACGCCGUCAUCAUGGUUGGUUUGGGCCAAUUGACCGGAGUCAACGCCGUGAUGUACUACAUGUCCACGUUAAUGGCACGCAUUGGCUUCACCACUAAAAACUCGGUUUUCAUGUCGUUAGUGGGCGGAGGCUCGUUGUUGAUUGGAACCAUUCCUGCCAUUUUGUUCAUGGACAAAUUUGGUCGUCGUGUUUGGGGUCUCAAUAUUAUUGGAUUUUUCAUUGGUUUGGUGUUGGUUGGCGUGGGCUAUCUCAUUGAUUUGAAGACCCAUUUGGCAGCAGCUGAAGGUGUUUACUUGUCGGGAAUCAUUCUUUAUAUGAUGUUCUUUGGAUCUUAUGCUUGUUUAACUUGGGUUUUACCAGCAGAAUCUUUUGACUUGAGAACACGGUCAAUGGGUAUGACCAUCUGCUCCACGUUCUUGUACUUGUGGUCGUUCAUCGUCACCUACAACUUUACAAGAAUGCAAAAUGCAAUGACUUACACCGGACUCACCCUUGGAUUUUAUGGUGGAAUUGCCUUUAUUGGUUUCUUCUACCAAAUUCUCUUUAUGCCAGAAACCAAGGACAAGACGUUGGAGGAGAUCGAUGACAUUUUUUCCAAGCCUUCAAGGCAGCUCGUGAAGGAAAAUAUUGUGGGAAUGAAGAACUACUGGAUGGGAAAGAAAAAUUGA
This is a messenger RNA of Meyerozyma guilliermondii ATCC 6260, 1659 nucleotides long. RefSeq lists its product as uncharacterized. Gene Ontology annotation, molecular function: myo-inositol:proton symporter activity. The record is from RefSeq and is a predicted model, not a curated record. Gene Ontology annotation, cellular component: membrane. The transcript has a single exon. Gene Ontology annotation, biological process: transmembrane transport. Bases 1 to 1659 code for a protein of 552 amino acids. NCBI's taxonomy places the organism in Eukaryota, Fungi, Ascomycota, Pichiomycetes, Serinales, Debaryomycetaceae.